Molecule: messenger RNA, 1113 nt
Organism: Dibothriocephalus latus
Lineage: Eukaryota; Metazoa; Platyhelminthes; Cestoda; Diphyllobothriidea; Diphyllobothriidae
Source: the annotation of a GenBank genome assembly
ACCAGGGAUGAACUGCGUGAUGCUCUAGAGAAGGAGGUGGGCGAAUUUCAUCGGGAGUGUGACUACUUCUCAUUCAGUCGCCUUGAGGAACCCACACUGGGUGAUUCCGCCGAGGCCUUUGAUACUAGCAAUCUAGCGACGGAGGAGCAACCUGCUACCCGCGGCGACCCUUUCGGUUGUCAGUCGCCUGAUCAGGGUGUCGAUGUGGCCGCUGAGUGCUCCUCGCCAGAUGAACCCACUGACAGCACAGCGUCGCUAAACUCGUCAGCUGUUACUAAUAGGAAACAGUCGGAUGGCAACUCCACCAUGGAUCGAUUGGAGCAUGAGGUGGAACUUCUUAUCAAACAGGUCUCGUUCGAGGCUUCAGCUGUCCCUGGCGAUGACGAUGGCCGGCGAUCUUUGCACCGCUUCGAAGGCAGUCUGGCUACUAUUGAUUUCUGUGACCAUGUUUUCUGUUACCGUGAAUUCUUCAGCGAGCUGUUCCGUCGGUACCUGCAGUACGCGGCCGCAGGCUCGGCUGUUCUCUCUAGGAAUGCCAAAAAUAACCCCGCAGCAGCCAAAUUCUUCCGCAUGAACUCUCGACGCCAAGAGAAGCGAAACCACCGGCUGAAUAUGCGCUGUCUCUGUUUGCACGCCAUGGCAAUUGUUUAUGGCCGGUGCCACUCCGAAAUUGGCCCCGUUUCCGACAUUCCCCUGUUGGUUCACCUACUCGACCGGACCGUGUCUGCUGCUGAGCGGGACUGUCUGCUAAUGUUGUUGGAGAAAUUGGUGCUGAACAAAUACAAUGCUGAUGAAUUCUUGGAGGCCGAUGGCGUUCGUGUCGUCAGUGAUCUGGCUGGCCUGGCCCAUCUCCACACCAGUCGGGCUCCUCCGCCGACGGAAACCAACAUUCUCAUGGGUGGUGACGAUCCCGACUCCCAGGAGGGCGGUGGUGUCACUCAGAAGGAAUGGUGGUACUGGCAAACCGACGGUUGCGGUGGCGGCAGCGGUUCCUCCACUGGUCCACUAAGCUUUGCUGAGGUGGGUUUACUUAGUGAAAGACCUUUGCGGUGUGUGUAUACUGCUUUUUUAUUGGCUUUGCGUGUUUCAUUAUGGAAGCCGACGUUUAAUUAA